UUUUGAAAUCAGUUGUGGUGCUAAUUAGCUGGUAAUCAAUGUGGCAGUUAGUGAUCCUUUUCCUGCCUUUGGUUCUUGUUUAUUGGUGGUAUUACUUCUACCAUGCUCCUUAUGGCAUUCUUAAGAGAAUAGGUGUACCUCACCCUCAUCCUGUCAUACCUUUCUUUGGAAAUGGAUUAGUUGUCUUAAAGCUAGGCUAUGUGAAGGUCCUUGAAAAGUGGAUUUCUGAGAAUGGGAAAGUGUUUGGGUAUUAUGCUGGUACAGCAGUAAAUAUGGUAGUUGCUGAUCUUGACAUGAUAAAGGAAGUAACAGUCAAAAAGUUUGAUCAUUUUAUGGCAAUGCUCAAAGAGAGCCUUAUGCAAUGUCCAAAGUACGUAAAGAUAAUCACAUUGGAUCUGGUUUGCUUUUCGAAUUGGAUGAUGAUUGGAAGCGUAUCCGGCGCAAUGAUGCCUUUAAUUGAGAAAAGUUGUCAAACGCUGAAUACUGUCAUGGAAGAAAUCAGUAAUAAAGGACAGAGUUUUAAUAUUUUAAAAUUGUAUAAUAAGUUCACUUUAGAGGUUAUGCUUGCUGUGGCAUUUGGUUCUGAGGUUCAUUUGUUGAAAGGUGAAGGAAGUUUACUUGCUGAAGCAGCUGCUGGACUUUUUAAUGAUAUUGAUGAAUCAGUAUUUGUAGGUGAAGAAAUUCUGAAUUCUCAUUUUCCUCUUCUGUCAAAAUUUCUCAAUGCAAUGGCUUCAAAAAUUUUACCAUUGAGCAAUCACAUGAAGUAUAUUAAUGAAACAUCAUUACAGAUCAUCAAAUCAAGAGAAGGGCAAUUAGAAAAUAGCAGGGAAAAGUUUAAUGAUUUUCUUCAAUUGUUAAUGGAUGCCAGAGCACCAGAUGAUGAAAAUGAUUCAGAGAGUUCAAGUGAAUCAAGGAAUAAACUAACUAGUGAUCAGAUUGUAGGGCUCUGCUUCGACUUUAUGGCUGCUGGAUACGAAACAACCGCCAGCACUCUUGCCUACACCACGUAUCUCCUAGCACUCAAUCCUGAUGAACAAGAACGGUUAUGUGAAGCUAUUGAUAACUACUAUCAGGAAAAUGAAGAUGCUUCAUUGUAUGAUGCUUCACAGAAUAUUCCUUAUCUUGAUUGGGUCAUUCAGGAGGCACUGCGCAUGUACCCACCUUCACCUAUUACCAUUCGAGUAUGCAAGGAAACCUGUACAAUCAAUGGUGUUACUUUUCUUAAAGGUUGCAAUGUUAUACUUCCUAUUCAAUACCUACACUACUCACCAGAAUAUUGGGAUCAGCCAUAUGCAUUUAAACCAAGCAGGUUUAGUCCAGAAGGCAAGGAGGGUAGGAAUCCUUUGUCUCAUAUUCCAUUUGGUUGGGGACCAAGGAGUUGUAUUGGUAUGAGGUUUGCACUAAUGGAGGCUAAAGCAUGUUUAGUGAGUAUAUUGAGGAAGUAUAGGUUUGAAAGAUCACCUGAUACUCAGGUACCACUGAAGUUCAAGUUAGGCAUUUUGCAUUUACCAGUGAAUGGAAUUUUUAUAAAAGUUAAAAACAAAUAGAUGACUUUUAAAAGUUUUUUAAAGUUUUAUAUGCCACAAAAUAUGAAAUAAAGUAUUUUCCUUUACAAAAAUACAAAGUUGUAUGUAGUAAA
Messenger RNA from Amphimedon queenslandica, 1639 nucleotides. RefSeq names its product thromboxane-A synthase-like. The transcript is spliced from 13 exons. The record is from RefSeq and is a predicted model, not a curated record. Bases 39 to 1547 code for a protein of 502 amino acids. Lineage: Eukaryota; Metazoa; Porifera; Demospongiae; Haplosclerida; Niphatidae. Gene Ontology annotation, molecular function: iron ion binding; steroid hydroxylase activity; oxidoreductase activity, acting on paired donors, with incorporation or reduction of molecular oxygen.